GUUUGAAAGUCUGGCACAUGAUAGUUCGGUCAGGAACGGAUAUCAAUAUGGCUGUCACCGAGGUCGGCUGCAUGGGCGUUAAGCCUUCAUUUGAUGUCACAAACGACGCCACGGCAGAGGGCCAGAUUCUGACCAAAUUGUACAACUAUGUUAUCACUGCGCCCGGAGGACCAAAUCAGGUGUAUUGGGGCCUUGAGGCUGAGGAUCCGAGCUACCUUUGGGGAUUCUUUGACUGGAACUCAAUUGAAGAUCAUGAGAAUUUCGCUAGGACACUAGGCCAGGAAGCCGUAAAGGAUAUGCCGAAAAUCCUCAGCCGUGGCUUCUUUACGAAGCACAUUACGGCCACGCCAACUCUAUCAACCGCUCUGCAAUCUCGUGCGACAGAAAUAAUCCUGGCUUAUUUCCCUCAAGAUAUCUCAUCAACCCAGAGAGAUUCAGCUAUUGGACGUCUCCAGAAUUUCGAGGACGACCUCAAGAGCCUCUCGGGCAUCCAAGCAUUGAGCUACGGAUGGGGCGUGGAGAAAGACUUUCCCGUGAGAGGUGGUUCAGAUGAUCAGAAAGCGUCUAUUCUCAUGUCCUUUGCGGGGCUUGAUAGUACUGGUGCACAGAGAAAUCUUAGGGAGUCGUUGGCAUUUGAGAAGCUGUUACGCUUGAUGCGGAGCAUGGAGGGGAUCAUCAAACUGGAGACUUUCUCUGUCAAAUUCCGAUCCCUGGCUCGCGACACUAUGGCGGAGAAGUUUUGAGGAUGUCUUAUUUCUCUGCUGAAAUUGAACCCCUCUACUGAUCUCCAUCCUAGUUCCAUGAUGCAGGUUGUGAUGUCCCGAAUAUGUAGAUUUAUCUUCGUAUUUCUGGGCCCACCGGGCUCUCGUCCAAGCACUAGGAUUCAAACAAAAAGCCAAGGUCUUCAUCGAGUAGUCAAGCAAUCGGAG
Messenger RNA from Penicillium brasilianum, 929 nucleotides. The record is from the annotation of a GenBank genome assembly. Lineage: Eukaryota; Fungi; Ascomycota; Eurotiomycetes; Eurotiales; Aspergillaceae.